Molecule: messenger RNA, 10355 nt
Organism: Plodia interpunctella (Indianmeal moth)
Lineage: Eukaryota; Metazoa; Arthropoda; Insecta; Lepidoptera; Pyralidae
Gene: Lar
Product: Leukocyte-antigen-related-like
Exons: 26
Coding region: 237-6518 (2093 amino acids)
Biological process (GO): peptidyl-tyrosine dephosphorylation involved in inactivation of protein kinase activity
Cellular component (GO): signaling receptor complex
Molecular function (GO): protein tyrosine phosphatase activity; protein binding
Source: RefSeq, a predicted model, not a curated record
GUUCCGAACGUACCUGCAUAUGGCGGACGCUCAGUUUGUGUUUAUGUCAAUAAGAAACUGAUUUUAACAUUUGCGCGGGUGUGGAUUUAUUAAUUUAUAAAUGGUUAUGUGCUAGUGAAAACUGUGAAUUGUGUGUUUUUUUCGUGAUAAUGUUUUUGGGUGCUGAACGCUUGGAUCAUUUCAUAUCUACGGUAUACAUAUAAGGACAUUUAGAUCCAGCACGGAGUUUCUUCAGGAUGAACUCCGUUACCACACCCGCGCAGCCCAGCGCCGGUAAGAUGCGAGAGCGGCGACGCGCGCUCCACCGCACCGCCGCUCUGUUGUUUGCCUGCCUCCUCUUCAUCUACCCUCAAGUUGACGCUAGUGACGACGAAACAGAAGAAACCGUGCCGACGACUGUGGAAGUGGAAACAGUGGCGCCACCUCCCGCCAUACCGCCUGUCAACGAUUCUGGAAAUAUUUAUAUACGUUAUUUAACACAUCCGCCUGAGAUAACGAUCCGGCCUCGCAACCUUCAAGUGCGCGCCAACGGCAUCGCCGCAUUCUACUGCGCCGCGCGAGGAGACCCCAUACCCAACAUACAGUGGCGGAAGAACGGGAAACGUGUGUCUAAUAUGCAGUCCCGCUAUCAAGUGUCCGGCAUGGACGCAGCUGCGGGCCCGGCGGCGAACGGCGCGGUACUUCGUAUCGAACCAGUGCGAGCGUUGCGCGACGAUGCUACGUACGAAUGUGUGGCCGAGAACGGAGUAGGGGACGCCGUGACUGCUGUGGCUACGCUCACUGUCUUUGAAACGGACAAGGUUCCUCCAGGAUUCCCCAACAUCGCGCCACCCCCUACUACGAUGGUGGUAGAAGUUGGCCACACUGCGACCCUUCCGUGCCAGGCCACUGGCAACCCCACGCCGAAAGUCAAGUGGUUGUUCAACUCUCUGCCACUAGAUGUCGCCUCCAAUCCCAGAUACGCGCUGCUCAAUGACAAGAUGCAUGGUACACUGCAAAUAGUGAAGAGUGAAGAGGACGAUCAGGGAAAGUACGAGUGCGUGGCUGAAAACUCAAUAGGAACUGAUUUCUCAAAACCUACGUCCUUGUAUGUAAAAGUGAGACGAGUGUCGCCGCAGUUCUCGAUCCCGCCGCCGCCGCGCACAGAGGUGAUGCUGGGCGGGAACCUCACCCUCAAGUGCGUCGCGUUCGGCUCGCCGAUGCCCACCGUCAAGUGGAGAAAGGGAUUAACAAAAUGGCUUACACCGGAAGACAACCCCCCACUAGGCCUUAACACCCUCAAACUGGAAGACAUCAGGGAAUCUGCCAACUACACUUGUGAAGCUGCCAGCGUUCUGGGUGUCAUCGAAUUUGUUUCUGAAGUCAAAGUACAGACAUUGCCUGGCCCACCGACUGAAGUACGAGCGUCAGAAAUUACGGCCACAACCGUACGACUUGCAUGGACAUACUCCGGCCCAGAGGAGCCUCAAUACUAUGUCAUCCAGUACAAGCCCAAAUAUGCCAACCAGGCCUUCAGCGAGAUCUCCGGUGUUAUAACCCAGUACUACUCUGUGACGAACCUGUCUCCGUACACUGAGUAUGAGAUGUACGUCAUUGCUGUCAAUAACAUCGGCCGAGGCCCACCUUCUGCUCCGGCUGUCAUCACGACUGGCGAGACAGUGGAUUCCUUGUAUGGAGGUACCAAGCCUGGAUCCGCCCCGAGGAAUGUCCAAGUGCGUCCACUAAGCUCCAGCACCAUGGUCAUACAGUGGGACGAGCCAGAGACACCAAACGGACAAGUCACAGGUUACAAGAUUUACUACACAACAGACCCAUCGCAACAACUACAAUCUUGGCACUCUCAGAUGAUGGACAACUCCCACCUGACGACGAUCAGCGAACUGACUCCUCACACAGUGUACACGAUACGAGUCCAAGCCUUCACCUCGGUUGGACCUGGACCUAUAUCGGCUCCGGUACAAGUCAAGACACAGCAAGGCGUGCCAUCUCAGCCUUCGAACCUAGUCGCAGUGGAGGCAGGCGAGACGUCCGUGACGUUAUCGUGGCGACGCCCCGCACACGCUGGUGACAACAUUGUCUCCUACGAGCUGUACUGGAAUGACACCUACGCCAAGGAGCACCACCGGAAGCGGAUCCCCAUAGCGGAGACAUACACUCUGAACGGGUUGUACCCCAACACGUUGUACUACAUCUGGCUGGCAGCGAGGUCACAACAGGGGGAGGGGGCCACGACACCCCCCAUCGCGGUCCGAACAAAACAAUAUGUUCCUGGAGCGCCCCCGAUGAAUGUAACUGCCGCGGCGAUUUCUCCCACUUCGAUUCGGGUGUCUUGGCAACCGCCGCCCGCUGAGCGAGCGAACGGGCGGAUCGCUUAUUACAAGCUGCUGUGUGUGGAGUCGGAGCGUGGCGACUCUGAGGCGACGGUGGUGAAACUGAACCAAACGUCGUUUAUCCUGGACGAGCUGCGGCGCUGGACCCAGUACCGAAUCUGGGUCCUCGCCGGGACUAGCGUGGGGGACGGCCCCGCCUCGUACCCCGUCACCGUCCGCACUCAUGAAGACGUGCCCGGGGAACCUCAAGACGUGAAGGUGAACGCAAUCAACUCCACAUCCAUCCAUGUCACGUGGAAGCAACCACAUGAAAAAGAGAAGAAUGGCAUCAUCCGAGGCUACCAUGUUCAUGUGCAAGAAAUCAGAGAAGAGGGCAAGAGUCUUCUAAACGACCCUAUGAGAUUCAACGUGAUGGACGAGACCACAUUGGAGCUGAACGUCUCUGGCCUACAGCCGGAUACCAAGUACAGCGUCCAGGUGGCUGCUCUGACGAGGAAGGGCGACGGAGACCGCAGUGCGCCGGUGUCUAUUAAGACCCCCGGCGGUGUGCCAAACAGGCCUACCGUUAACCUCAAGGUCUUAGAGCGAGAGCCGAUUGUCUCGAUUGAAAUAGAAUGGGCUAGACCGACCCAGACUUAUGGAGAUUUGUUAGGAUACCGAUUGAGAUAUGGCAUCAAAGACCAACUACUUGAUGAAGAGAAUUUCGGAACGAAGGUCACGUCACAUAAAAUUAAUGAUUUAGAAAGAGGAGUACAAUACGAGUUUAGGGUAGCCGGUAAAAAUCAUAUCGGUAUUGGACAGGAAACAAUUAAAUAUUGGCUAACACCUGAAGGUGCACCAAAGGGCCCACCCACUAAUGUCAGCUACCAUUUCCAAACACCAGAUAUUAUAAGCAUAACAUGGGAACCUCCAAUCAGGGCAGACCGAAGUGGCCAAAUUAAGAAAUAUGAUGUCCAAUUCUAUAAGAAAGGUGACCAGGCUUCGGCGAUUGAAAAGAAAACUGAAGGAAAUAAAGCAGUUUUUACUGGUUUAGAAGAAGACGCUCACUAUGUUUUUAAGGUUAGAGCUUACACUAUACAAGGAGUUGGGCCUUACAGCAAAGAAAUAACUGCCCACACAGAAAGAGAUAUUGGUAGAGCGCCUAUGUCAUUAAAAGCUGUCGCAACUUCAGAAUCCAGUGUUGAAGUCUGGUGGGAAACGUUUCGAUCGAGAAAGAAAAUUAUUGGCUAUGUUAUAUUUUAUACCAUGACGCCAGUAGAAGAUCUAGAUGAGUGGAAACAGAAAAGUGUUCAUGUAACGCAUUCAGCAGACCUGGAAAACUUAGAAAAAUUUGCGGAAUAUGCCGUCGCAGUGGCUGCCAGAACAGCAGAUGGUCUGGGUAGAUUAUCAGAAAAGGUUACUGUUAAAGUUAAACCAGAAGAAGUGCCUUUAAACUUGAGGGCUCAAGAUGUGUCCACGCAUUCCAUGACGUUAUCUUGGACAUCUCCAUUACGAUUAAAUCCCGUUAGCUAUAAGAUUUCUUACAACGCUAUCAAAGAGUUCGUCGAUUCGCUAGGUAUGACUCAAACUCAAGAGAUACCGAAAAGAGAGAUUAUAGUUAAGCAUGAUAGAACGUCGUAUUCCAUCAAUGAUUUGUCACCAUUUACCACGUACAACGUUAACGUAAGUGCGAUACCUAACGAUGACUCAUAUAGACCACCAACCAAGAUCACUGUUACCACUCAAAUGGCGGCACCGAAACCUAUGGUAAAACCAGAUUUCUAUGGCGUCAUUGAAAAUGAAAUUCUUGUUAUUCUACCUCAAGCUUCCGAAGAGUACGGGCCCAUUUCUCAUUAUUAUCUAGUUGUAGUACCUGAUGAUAAAGCACAUAAUCAUAAGAAUCCGGAUCAGUUCCUAACCGACGAUUUAAUUAAGAAUAAUGUCAGAACUGACGAUGAAAAUGCUCCUUAUAUAGCUGCCAAAUUCUUACAACGAAAUAUUUUAUAUACUUUCCACCUCGGAAAUGACGAAAUGUAUGAAGGUUUCCUAAACAGAAAAUUGAAUCCAAGUAAAAAAUAUCGGGUAUUCGUGCGUGCUGUAGUAGAUACGCCUCAGAAACAUCUUUACACGUCCAGUCCGUUUUCUGAAUAUUUAUCUCUAGAUAUGCGUGAAGCGCCACCUGGUGAGGAACCGAGCAGACCUGAUCCUAAAGAUAUCAAUGGAGAUCCAGAAAUUCGAAUUGAAGAAAACAAGAAAGAGGCUGGCAUGGUUUGGGUCAUUGGUCCGAUUAUAGCUGCCCUAAUGCUGUCGCUUUGUUUUGUUCUGUUAUUCAUAUUGAAGAGACGAAGACAACCUUGUAAAACACCAGAUCAGGCAGCAGUAACUCGGCCAUUGAUGUCAGCUGAUGUUGGAUUUGGGGCUCCAUCAGAUCCAGUAGAAAUGAGACGCCUAAAUUUCCAAACCCCUGCUAUGAUCUCUCAUCCACCAAUCCCUAUAUCUGAACUUGCUGACCAUAUCGAGAGAUUGAAAACUAAUGACAAUCUCAAGUUUUCUCAAGAAUAUGAAAGCAUUGAACCUGGUCAACAAUUCACAUGGGAUCAUUCAAAUAUGGAAGUAAAUAAGCCUAAAAACCGUUACGCUAAUGUGAUUGCAUACGACCACAGUCGCGUCAUUCUCCAGCCCAUCGAUGGAAUACUUGGAAGUGACUAUAUUAAUGCUAACUAUUGUGAUGGCUACCGUAAACAUAAUGCUUACGUUGCUACCCAGGGUCCUCUUCAAGAAACCUUUACUGAUUUCUGGCGAAUGUGCUGGGAACUCCGAACAUCUACAAUAGUCAUGAUGACUAAGCUGGAGGAGCGAACGAGGAUUAAGUGUGACCAGUACUGGCCCAGCCGGGGUAGCGAGACGUAUGGCAUGAUGACGGUGACCAUCGCCGAAGUUCAAGAACUAGCGACCUAUUGCAUCCGUACUUUCCAAGUUACGAGGAAUGGUGGAGCUGAGCGUAGGGAGAUUAAACAGCUUCAGUUCACCGCCUGGCCCGAUCAUGGUGUUCCAGACCAUCCUGCUCCCUUCCUGCAAUUCUUGCGUCGCGUACGAGCAUUGAAUCCUCCUGAUGCUGGCCCUCUCGUUGUUCAUUGUUCGGCUGGCGUUGGCAGGACUGGAUGCUUCAUCGUAAUCGACUCCAUGCUCGAAAGGGCUAGACAUGAACGCACUGUCGAUAUAUAUGGCCAUGUUACUUGUCUGAGAGCUCAGCGAAACUACAUGGUGCAAACUGAGGACCAAUACAUCUUCAUUCAUGACGCGCUACUCGAGGCUGUUGUGUGUGGUGAUACUGAAGUCCCCGCUCGUAACUUGCACGCUCAUAUUCAGAAGCUAAUGCGUGUCGAUUCUAUUGAAAAUAUCACUGGUAUGGAAUUGGAAUUUAAGAAACUGGCUAAUAUGAAAGCUGACUCGAGCCGUUUCGUUUCUGCUAGCUUGCCCUGCAACAAGCACAAGAACAGACUGGUACACAUCUUGCCGUACGAGUCGAGUCGCGUUUGCUUGACUCCUCGCGAUGGCUCUGAUUACAUCAAUGCUUCGUUUGUGGACGGAUACAGAUACCGAUCAGCAUACAUCGCAACUCAGGGACCACUUCCUGACACAACAGACGAUUUCUGGCGGAUGCUAUGGGAGCACAAUUCUACAAUCAUUGUUAUGCUCACCAAGCUAAAAGAAAUGGGCAGGGAAAAAUGCCAUCAAUACUGGCCUUCAGACCGAUCCGUACGCUAUCAAUGCUUCGUAGUAGACCCCAUCGCUGAAUACAAUAUGCCUCAGUAUAUCUUGAGGGAAUUCAAGGUGACAGACGCACGCGAUGGGGCUUCGAGGACGGUCCGCCAGUUCCAGUUCACGGACUGGCCCGAACAGGGAGUUCCGAAGAGUGGCGAAGGCUUCAUCGACUUCCUUGGACAGGUUCACAAGACCAAAGAACAGUUCGGACAAGACGGACCUAUCACUGUGCAUUGCAGCGCGGGGGUGGGUCGCACGGGGGUGUUCAUUACCCUCUCAACGGUACUUGAGCGCAUGCAAUACGAGGGCGUAGUGGACGUGUUCCAGACGGUCCGCACGCUGCGCACGCAGCGCCCCGCCAUGGUGCAGACCGAGGACCAGUACGACUUCUGCUACCGUGCUGCGCUGGAGUACCUGGGCUCCUUCGACCACUACGCUAACUGACGCUGAGACAUGCUCGUCUAACGGACUUGUCGCUUACGUACUUAAUCGCCCGUGUAGGUUCGCUGGUUUUACGAAAAAUGUGAUCAAAAUCAGGGCUCCCUUGAUCUUGUUUAUUGUUUUCAUUCCGACUAAUAAAAUGGUCAGUAACCGCUCUAUUGGCUACAUUGACAGCUUUGACUGUAAAUUAAUGAAAUGAAUUAGGUAACUUCUGUAACAACCACUACCAAUUCCACUAUUAAACUAUUGAAGUGCGGACUUAAAAACAUUGUUUUUACCCACGAUUAAACGUAUACUAAGUACUUAAAUAUUUUCGAUUCCUUAACAAGAAAUAUACUGUUACUUGUGAAUUCGUAAAAUGGACAAGAGCAUUUGUAUUUGUGAGUUGGAGUCCGAAAUAUCUUGAACACAUUUCUCGAAAGGCUUCCCUAAAACGUCAUCCACGAAAAACAACAAUAUUGUACGACAUAUUAUAACUUAGCUAGAAGUAUUUUAUUGUUUUUCUUGGAUGACUUGCGACGCUUGCUGUUAAGUAGUUGUCUCCACAGACUGACCGUUAGUUAACAUCAUUUUCACUUAUAUACUUAUGAGGCUAACAUGUAUGAGUGCCUAGGAACGCAACUUAUGAUGUAAAUUUACGAAAGUGACCACUUAAAACUUGAUUGUGAGUCUAAAGGGUAAUAAAUAUAUUAUUAAUUAUCCUACUACUUAUGAUAUGCCUGUUCUCGCUAUUUUUAACUGUAUGGAACAGAAUGAAGUCCAUAUGAACAGUUAAAGUAUACUUAGAUGUAUUUAAAAGAUGUAUUAAGAAUAUAACUACAGAGUUCGCAAAACUAUUUAACGAUCGGUGUAACGCGUUGGAAAUUAUAAUUUGCUAAAAGGUAAGUUAGUGAUUGAAACAGUGCGCUUAGAGAAUUAAAUAACUUUUACAUAUAUCCAAUUCUGAUCGUCACAUAUAUGCAAACAUAUUGUAUAAUGUAUAAAUAGUUAUUGCAGCUGUAAUUAGAAGUUUAUUUUUCAUAUCGGGUGUUAAAAUAUGUUAAGUAGUGUAUAUUGUGGUAACUCGAUUCUUGCAAUACAAUUAUUGAACUCUUUUUAGACGAAUCGGCUGUGUCAUGUGGAGUUAUAUGUAUGUCCUGUGCGUAGAUAUUUAUGUAAAUAGCUAUAUUUUCGACUGUGUAAUUUUAUUUUAUUCUUGCCUAUCAGCCAACUUUAGAUAACUGAUAACGAAUCGAUGAUUCUCGAUUGUUUUUUUAGAAUUAUGCUUUUAAUAAAAUCGCAGCUUGCUUUUAGUAAUGAUCGUGAUUAAUAAUGACAUAUCUGUAUGUAGGUAGAAAAUGUUAUUGUCAGUGUGUUAUUGUUUGGACCUGGUAUGAAGGACGGUCGAUCUUAAGCUAAAAAUGUGGAUUAAAGAAACUUAUUGGAUUCGUAAAGCGCAUACAUUUUAGAAUUAAAAACGAACAGUUCCAUGCAUUUUCAUUCGCUAUUUUGUUACUGUUUUUUUCAAAACGCGUAAGUAAGGACCCCGUAUGAUCGUAACUCGCGACUUCACUAUUUUAAGCUAUCUUUAAGUAUAGUACGUUGUUUAAUCUUUUACAGUAAUCCCCUUGCCUAGUAUAAGAUUUUUAGGUUUUUCACUCGUUUUAUACAAUAUACCUACUUGUAUCGAUUUAUCUACCUAUAAGUUAAAUUUGAGCUUGUAUGUAAUUUAGGGGAUAAAGUCAACUGCGCGUAGUUACAUUUUGAACAAUUCAAAAAUAACUCCUUUCUAUUGAAUGAUAAACCAUUACUAAUAUUACGUCUCGAUUUGGUCGCUUUUUGUGACCGAUCGUUAGAACUGCCAAUCGUUUCACUUAGUUAUAAUUAAAGUAAAUUAAACAAUAAUAUACGAGUACGUAGAAUUAAUGAGGUAAUUGUUAAAUUGAGGUUAUGCCUAGUGAAAUUUAAUACUCGUUGAAUCAUGUUGGCGGGAUACGAGACGUACGCGCUUGAGGAAUGGAGAGCUAGAUUUUUUAUGGCAGCUAAUAAGUAUUUAUUUUCAUUAAAGUCAACUACAAACUAAAAACCACAAAAGAAUAGAGUUUGAUUCUCAAAGCGGUACGAUCGCUGCGCUGUCAUUACAAUUUUUCAAAUUAUAAUAUAGAUUAGUUUUCCUAAAAGUUGAUGGUAGGCCUGCUGCUGACUUUAAAAUAAUUAACCUGUACUGUAGGUAAAAGGACACCAGUUGAUUGAUUUCAGUUUUUGAAAAUGUAUGUUGAUUUAUCCUGACAAAGAAUUUUAUUAAUGGUAAUAAUAUGGUAGGCAUUCUGAGUUUGUUGUAUUGUAAAUGACUUCUGUACUUUCCAUAUUCCGAGUUAUAGGCCUAAUGACUAUUCAGAUCUAGCAGAUUGGAAAAUUAACAGAGCGUCAACUCAUAUGCAUAACAUAACGUAAAUUGUUUAACAGCAUCAGUUUUUGUGCAGGUAAAUGAAUUUUUAUCACUUUAUUCUAUGCGGAUGUGAUAAAUAAUAAUUUUGUGUAAAUUCCUGUUAAUAAUGCAGCGUACGUGUAUAAUCAACGGUCAAUGAACUUUUUUGUAUUUUACAUUAUUUUGGUUCACUUUUUUUUCUUAUUAUUCUUCUUAGGUAAUGUCAUUUUUAUGAAUGAUUGAUUUCGGAAAUGAUUCCAUCCGUCUAAGUAAAUUGACGGAUCGUAAUGACAGCGCGGGCCACGGCCGCAGCGGUCGAAACGCUCUGUGAACCACCAAGUAAAGAAAAUAUAAAACUUAUAUCGUAUAAAUCGAACAUUACUUUGAUGUAAUCCGAGGAAUACGUAAAAACUUUGAAUAUAGGCUUUUCAUUUUCUCUUUUGUCAGCUAAACAGCUUUAUUAUAAUUCAUUCCAUGUUUUUAGGUUAUUAUAAUAUCUUCCAUUAUCCACACACGUUAUGUAUCCAUAACCGAUUACGCACAUAAGCAUUUUUGUAACAUAGCGUUGUGUUUUUAAUUCUGUCCUUGUAUAUUUUUUAUAAUAGCCAUAAUUGCAUUAGAAGCUACUUGUUAUGCCAUAUCACGGUGCUGUUUCAUUUUAGUACAAACAUCGUUUUUGCCAGUGCAUUUUUGUGUAGCACAAUAAUCCAUUUUUAAGAUCUAUUGUUAAUGUGUUUUUAAUGAUUCCGACUGUACAUGUGAACAAAUUAAUUAAUAUUGCGUUCUUAAAGACUGAAUUUGUGUAAUUUUCGUUUCGUUUGUGAAAAAUGUUUUGUGAUUAAUUAUUAUUUUAUGUUAUUGUAAGUACUUACGUAUUACUUAUUAUUAUGGGAGUUUCUAUACAAUUAAUUUUAAUUAUGUAUUUGUAUAACUUUUGUUCAGGUUAGAUAGUUUAUAUUUGAUUGUUUUUCAUUAAAUUAAAUUAACCUCGUGUAAAUUCAAACAUUUUUUUUGAGCACAAUAACGAAUAUUUUUUUCAAUGUUGCUAGUAAAUGGAAUAUACCCAAUGUGAUAUCUUUACUAUAUAAUAAAUACAGAACCGCAGCUAAACAAUCAAUCUAUAAAGCUAUCUAGCCUAAACACAGUUAUUCUGUCCAGUGAACCAAUUCCGUAUUGUAUCCUCUCGCCAUUCCGCGCAUAGCAUUUCCCUUGCUAAGAUGGACGUGACUGCACAUGAAAGACGUCCUAGCUUUAAAUUGUAAACAAUUAUUUUAGUGCAAUUGAAAAUGGCGGAAGCAAAGGAAAGGGGUGAAUGUAUUCUUAGAGGUUUGUAGACAUUAUUUUGUAAAAUACCCGCGCCGCGUCUCGGGACACAGCGGAUUCGCAGAAUUAUACAUAUGUAUAUGAAGAAAUAAAUUUAUGUGAGACCAUAA